Messenger RNA from Plasmopara halstedii, 702 nucleotides. RefSeq lists its product as uncharacterized. The record is from RefSeq and is a predicted model, not a curated record. Bases 1 to 702 code for a protein of 233 amino acids. The transcript has a single exon. Lineage: Eukaryota; Oomycota; Peronosporomycetes; Peronosporales; Peronosporaceae.
AUGUCUUUCCACACAUUCCUUCCGCUUUCCCAGCCCAGCUUUGUUGAAAUGCCACAACUUCUUGGUAUCAAACCAACUCAACAUCGUAAGCCCGUGAACAAGAACUCACUCAAUUUCAUUCUUUCAAAUGACAAGGCCAUCACGACGUCAGUGUUGCUGCCUUCUUUUCCAUGGACUUCACCACAACGUGGAUCAUCAAACAAGACGUUUGCUCCAAUCUUAGCACCACCCUCAGGUCCUUCAAAGAUUGCAAAACGUCGUUGUCUCCAAAAUGCCAACGUGUGGAAUGACAGCACGAAAGUAUCAGGCAAAAAUGGAGUCGUGCUUGUCAAUGGCACAACCAUUAAAAAGGGUAGUAAGUACUGCAUGAUAGAGGGUUGCACGAGUCGCGCCAAGCACGCACGUCGAUGCUGGCGCCACGGUGGAUCUGUCAAGUGCAAAGUUCACGACUGUGCCAAUCGUGCCAAGACCAAAGGGGUCUGCUGGUCGCACGGUGGUGGCACUCUUUGUUCUUUUAUCGGCUGUACAACCAUUUCUGUCUCAAACGGUGUUUGCUGGGCCCAUGGUGGUGGCAAACGCUGCGCAAUGGAAGGAUGUGCGCGUCCAGCCUACGAGCGUACGAAUCAUCUUUGCACGAUGCAUUUUGAGGAGAAGCAAAACAUGCCAUGUCGAAACGAUCACACUUCCUACAACCGUUGUUAA